Molecule: messenger RNA, 1998 nt
Organism: Drosophila biarmipes
Lineage: Eukaryota; Metazoa; Arthropoda; Insecta; Diptera; Drosophilidae
Product: RYamide receptor
Exons: 8
Coding region: 441-1994 (517 amino acids)
Biological process (GO): neuropeptide signaling pathway
Cellular component (GO): membrane
Molecular function (GO): neuropeptide Y receptor activity
Source: RefSeq, a predicted model, not a curated record
GUCGCAUCGUUAAUGGGCGCGCUCCUUGUUCAUUUACCCAAUCAUUUGCGAAUUCCGAAAUCGGACUUGUAAGCCAUUAAAAACAGCCAUUCGGUUUAUUGCGCUGAGUGGCAGUAAACAGUGAAAAAACAAUCGGUAAACAAUAAACAAUUAAUAAACUGCGAGUUAAUAAACUAUUACCGAGCGCCCAACGGUGCGUAUACGCAAUGCGCGAAAGUGAGUGAGUGCAAGUGAAAUUGUGGCCCAUUGUCUCAGGUCACUUAAACUGGCAUUGACAUUGACAUUGUCCGAGUGGACGGACCAUCCCGUAGAGCUCCCCUCCAGCCCGCUGCACUGCACCCGAUGAUGGCAGGCAGCAGUGAAGUUUGAAGAGCCUGGAUUGUGACCCAGAAAAGUUCUCAAGUCCUAAGAGUUUGCUGUGUGCCCAUUGACGCGCUUGAAUGGAGCUCGACAAUAGCCUGCUGUCCGGAGGCAGGAUGUACUACAUAGCUCCCCAGCAGCCGUUGCUGAGGAACGAGGAGGAGGACUACCAGGAGGGGUCCCUGCUCCUCCCGGACACCGCUUCGCUGCUCUACAAUGUCACAGAUGCACUGCAGCGGAGCGAUGAGGAGGGGGCCUUUGGCUAUGGCACGACCACGACACUGAGUGGCCUGGACACCUUUAAUAUCACCUUGAUGAUGAACUUCAGCUGCGAUGGCGAAGACAUUGAGUCUGAGGACCUGUGGUCCAGUGUCUACUUCAAGAGCCUCGUCUACCUGCUGUACAUUCCCAUCUUUUUCUUCGCCCUGAUCGGCAAUGGAACUGUCUGCUAUAUCGUUCAGUCCACGCCGCGCAUGCGCACAGUCACCAAUUACUUUAUAGCCAGCCUGGCCCUGGGCGACAUCCUGAUGUCCCUCUUCUGCGUGCCCUCCUCCUUUAUCUCGCUGUUCAUCCUGAACUACUGGCCCUUUGGCGUCGUCCUCUGCCACUUUGUGAACUACUCGCAGGCGGUCUCGGUGCUGGUCAGCGCCUAUACCUUGGUGGCCAUUAGCAUUGACCGCUACAUAGCCAUUAUGUGGCCCCUGCGGCCACGCAUCACAAAGCGCUAUGCCACCCUGAUCAUCAGCGGGGUUUGGUUUAUUGCACUUGCCACGGCCUUUCCCAUACCCCUCGUCUCGGGCCUCCAGAUACCCAUGUCGCCGUGGCACGAGAAAUGUGAUAAAUACAUCUGCCGCGAGAUAUGGCCCUCGCGGACGCAGGAGUACUACUACACCCUCUCCCUGUUCACGCUGCAGUUCGUCGUGCCGCUGGCAGUGCUCGUCUUCACCUACACCCGCAUCGCCAUCCGCGUCUGGGGCAAGCGGCCUCCGGGCGAGGCGGAGACCAGUCGCGACCAGCGGAUGGCCCGCUCCAAACGCAAGAUGAUUAAGAUGAUGCUGACGGUUGUGGUUGUGUUUACCUGCUGCUGGCUGCCCUUUAAUAUUUUACAGCUUCUGCUGAACGACGAGGAGUUCACCCGCUGGGUGCCGCUGCCGUACGUGUGGUUCGCGUUCCACUGGCUGGCCAUGUCGCACAGCUGCUACAACCCGAUCAUCUACUGCUACAUGAACGCCCGCUUCCGGGGCGGCUUCCUGCAGAUCCUGCACCGCGUGCCGGGCCUGCGCCGCUGCUGCUGCCUGACCCGCUACUUGCGGAGCGGCGGCGGGGAGCGCAGCUUCGAAGCUACCGGUGAGAUGCCCAUCAAGUACCAUCGCCAAGUCGGCGAUGGCCUAGUCAGGAAACCUAAGAUACGCAUUAGGAACGGGCACAGCACUUCACCUCAAUCGUAUGAACACGUCCACCACGUACGUCAGCACCCGUCGAAAGCAACGAGCGAGUUCUAUGCGAGCGAGCCCAUUUUCAUGUGCCGAGACGUCAGUGUUGCGGUAGCUGCCAAUGCAGAUAGUGAAUCACCUGUCCGGAAAGUGGGAAGCUCAGGUGAAAUUAAUGCGAAUGGAAAGUGCACCGAGUUCUGAGUGC